GAAAUGCGGAAGUUAGUCAGAUGACUUCCGGGUAGCCACUUGUUUUUGUACCUCCAGAAGUAGAAAAGUUAUUAGGUUUUUUCCCCCCAAAUAUCUUUAAAAUGACGACAACAACACGUUAUAUGGCCACAAGAGAAGUCGGAGGCCGACGGCAUCGAUUAUGUUUCGAUGGAAAUGUGAAUAAUUACGAGCUGUGGGAAGCGAAGUUUCUGGGGCACUUGCGUCUGCUCGGCCUAAAAGCCACCGUGCUAAGGAAGCCACAAGACGGGAGUGAAGACGACGCCGUGCUAAGGGAGCCACAAGACGGGAUUGAAGACGACGCCAAGAAAAACGAGGACGCCUACGCCGAGUUGACUAACGUUUUAGACCACAGAAGCCUGUCGCUGGUUAUGAGAGAAGCGGCUGACGACGGGAGAAAAGCGUUGCGGAUACUGCGAGAGCAUUAUGUCGGUAAAGGGAACGAGCGGGUGAUUCGCCUCUACAUGAAGCUGACGUCACUACGGAAAGCUGCGAGCGAGAGCGUGAGUGAUUAUCUUCUCCGCGCACAGACUCUAAUUACCGAUUUACACAAUGCCGAGGGGACUUUGAGCGAUGCGCUGUUGAUUUCGGUGAUUCUGAAAGGCUUGCCUGACACGUUCAAGCCGCUUGACCUUUACGUCAGACAAAGUGGCGCGACGAUGACAUUCGGCGAGUUCAAGGUGGCACUGAGGACCUACGACUGUACGGUGGCAAGUGGCGGAGGUAAGCCUGCAUCUCGGAGAGGCCCGGCUGGUCCCCGGAUCCUCCCGUCUCAUGCCGAGGCGAAUCAAACGGUACACGUUAGUGUCUUCAAAAAGAAUAGAAUACCGCAGGUGACACGAUGCACGGUGUGCUGUACCAAACAUCAUUGUCCCAUUUGCCCCACCUCGAUGUACAAGCCUCGGUGUAAGGCAAAACUUUUGCAGCACAUGGAGGUCCAUGUAAAAAACGCCAUCCAACAUGAAGGCAAAAAGGUUCCCGACCCCUGUCCUAUAGGACCACCAUAAAAAGGAAGGACGCAAUGAGGCAUUUGAAGCUCUGUAGGCCACCUCACCGUGAUGCAGAGUUGGAGCCUGAUGCCGACAUGGUCAACACUUCUCAGACUGGUAUGCAAAGGUCUUGAAUCGCUAUUCAUUUCCUGUGGAGCUGUAUUGGUAGGUUAUUCUCUUGUUUCCGCUGACAUGGUUUUUUACCUACCUGGAGUUGUGUACUUGUAUCUUUUUUAUAUCCUCCCAUUCAGGCUGCAGACCCGCCCACCCAACAUAUAGGAAACACAAGUGGGUAAAUUGUGAAUGAAGGCAUGUUCAUGUGAGUCAUUUGAGUAAGGAAUCAGACUUUGCCGUGACGCCCUUUUUUGGCUCUGUGAAAAAAAUGGAACAUGGUUUUUUCCUAACACUUGAAAUCUUGCGUGCAUGUGCGUGCGUGCGUGGUACAACAACGUCUUUUUCCUGGCUGGAUGUGAAAAGUCAAACGUGAUGAAACCCUGAUGUUCUGUGUGCAUUCUGUUUAGUAUAAUGGUUUGUGAUGUCAUAACCGUGGGAAGGAUGAGCUUGGACAGCUGUGUCCAUGCAUGUGAGGGAGACAACUGACAUUUUGACUGUCAAAAAACCCAUCAUCCAUCCAUCCAUCCAUUUCCUACCGCUUGUCCCUUUUGGGGUCGCGAGGGGGGCUGAAGCCUAUCUCAGCUGAAUUCGGCCGGUAAGCGUGGUACACCCUGGACAGGUCGCCACUCCUAGCAGGGUCAACACAGAUAAACAACAUUCUCACUCACAUUCACACACUAGGGACACUUUAGUGUUGCCCGGGUGCAUGUCUUUGGAGGUAAGAGGAAGCCGGAGUACCCGGAGGGAACCCAAGCAGUCACGGGGAGAAAGACCCUGAGCCCGGGAUCGAACCCAGGACCUUCCCUGUGAGGCACAUGCACUGACCCUCCCAAAAAACAAGAAAAAAAACCAAUCAAUUUAAUAAAAUAAAUUGAUUAAAAGUGAUUACUUGUUAUUGUUCUGCUUGCUACAUUCUUGCUGAUGGUUGGUUUGAAUAAAGGGAUUGCUAAUGA
Messenger RNA from Nerophis ophidion (straightnose pipefish), 2074 nucleotides. RefSeq lists its product as uncharacterized. NCBI's taxonomy places the organism in Eukaryota, Metazoa, Chordata, Actinopteri, Syngnathiformes, Syngnathidae. The coding region runs from base 102 to 1025 and encodes 307 amino acids. The record is from RefSeq and is a predicted model, not a curated record. The transcript is spliced from 4 exons.